CGCCUCCAAUGAGGUGUGCAGAAAGCCUGCUGAAGGCGACACUCGCGAUCUUCCUCGUGCCCAAGGCAGACAUAGGUUGAUACUCAGCGUCAAGGUAAAUAUUACGCCGGGGGCUGGAAGUUGUUCCACUCGACCUACCUCAUCCUUCUACCGAUCGCUUCGAUCAAGAAGCAUCGAUUGUCCACGAGUUCUUCAUCAGCUACAAAUAUGGCGGAAGUCGCAGGCCUUGCGCUAGGAGUUGCUUCGCUGCUUAUUGCUGCUAUUGAGAGUUACCGUUGCGCUACAGCCUUCUUCAGCGCCAUCAAGAACUAUCCGCGAAAGCUCAGAGAAGCCAUACAAACGCUACGGAUGCAAGAGCUGUGCUUUCGGAAAGCGAACGAGCAAAUUCUCUGCCACUGUGUUGACACCCACGAGGCAAGGCAAAUGCUUAGGGAUGCUGAACACGCUGCCUGGCGUGAUCAGGAUGUCUUGAGUCGCUACAUUGCUCUUCUUGGUGGAGAUCAAGAUGGCUUCGAAGCUGCUAUAGCUCUUAUUUGCAACACUUUAGAUGCUGUUCGAACAGAUCUCGGGCAGUUAGCGAUAUCUCCAAAAACGAGCAUCAAAGCAGCCAGGAAGCAGCUUCGUUUCGCUUUUGAGCAGUCACGCAUCCAAAACUCGCUGCGAGAUCUGACCGAGAAAACCCAGAAUUUCGUUGCCUUGACUAAUCUAAUGACAGUACAAACGCCGUACCACGAGGAUCCACGCAGCAGGAUGAACUCUUUCGGCCUAAGGAAGGAAAUGCAGCGAGUCUUUGCGGUCAAGAGCACUGCAAAAGACCUCUAUCUAGCCUUGGAAUCAGCGUGUACAGACCAUGAAAACCACCGAGCCUAUCUCAGCCUCAGCCCAGUCUGUUCUGAUUCCCGACAGAUCCGUUUCACCCUCGCCUUUAGUCAACUCACGUUGAGCCCACCAGAUCCUGACGCCAACGAAAAGCCUCUAUGGCUCACUGUCGAGUCACGCGUCUGCGGGAGAAUCGAGGCUGCCGACAGCGAGACACAUGGCCUUCGCCAGACGGCAAUGACGCUGAAGCGGCCAAAUGUCCGCUUCCAAGAUGAGUACGAUCAGGAUUUGGUAAAGGAGAAGAAACUUAAGACACCACAAAGUCAACGAAGUAGUGGUGGAUCAGCAAUGCUAGUCUUGCCUCCUUCACUUGCUGUACCUGCCAGCACCUCCAUCAAUCUCUGUAGACACAGGAAGAUCUGUCAUCACUUAGCCAAAUUCAAAGGCCUCACUCUACCAAGCGAUCAGGCUGUUGGCUAUCUCGAAAAGCGGUCAGGCGCGAAGCACCUCAUCUAUCUCAACUGUCGACAGUCGAAGACAACAGCCACUUCGGUCAGUCCGGGCCUCAAGAGCCUCCAAGAUGUCCUUGGAGAAAGCGGCGAUAAUAGCGCCCACGACGGAUUCUCAAUUACUCGGCGCAUCGUCCUCGCAAAACAGCUAGCGCAGGCAGUCCUACAUUUCCAUCAAACCGCUUGGCUGCAGGACUCCUGGGACAGUCGAACUAUUCUGGUGGCAAGGAGGGACUCCUCACAUGCCACGGAAGUCAGCGCCUAUUCCCCGCCCGAAGUAUUCGCAACCACCAAAAUCUACAGCCCGGCAGCAAGGCAAGCUCUGGUUUCGCCAUCCUCCAAUUCCCUGGUCAUCAGGAACCGUCUCCUGUUCAGUCUGGGUGUUGUUUUGCUCGAGCUGGCGUACGAGAAGCCGCUAGCCGCUAUGGUCGAUCAAAUUGACCGCGUCGGCACUGCGCAGCAAGACGUCCCCUAUCGUACAGCAAAUCGCCCGUCGAAGAGAGUCUCAUCGAAGUGGGGCCCGAAGUACGCAGAGACAGUCCGCAAAUGCUUGCAUUGCGACUUUGGCCAGGGCUUCGACCUUGAGAAGGCUAAGCUGCAGGAGGCGUUCUAUUGGUCUGUCAUUUGUGAGCUUGGGACGCUGGCGGAAAGUCUGGGAUGA
Molecule: messenger RNA, 1989 nt
Organism: Exophiala xenobiotica
Lineage: Eukaryota; Fungi; Ascomycota; Eurotiomycetes; Chaetothyriales; Herpotrichiellaceae
Exons: 1
Coding region: 208-1989 (593 amino acids)
Source: RefSeq, a predicted model, not a curated record